AAUCGGUAUAAAGAGCAGCGCACCGAUCUGACAAAAUUAGUUCUUCAGUGACUUUCGUGCAGUGUGUUAAUAUAAAAAGAAAAAGAUUGAAAAAUGACUGGUCGUGGUAAAGGUGGCAAGGGCUUGGGAAAAGGUGGCGCCAAGCGUCAUCGCAAAGUCUUGCGUGAUAACAUCCAGGGUAUUACAAAGCCAGCUAUUCGCCGUUUGGCUCGUCGUGGCGGUGUGAAGCGCAUCUCUGGUCUUAUCUACGAGGAAACUCGUGGAGUCCUGAAAGUGUUCUUGGAGAACGUUAUUCGUGACGCCGUCACCUACACCGAACACGCCAAAAGGAAGACAGUGACGGCCAUGGAUGUUGUUUAUGCUCUGAAGAGACAGGGACGCACUCUAUACGGCUUCGGCGGUUAAAAUUAUUUUUGUACAGCCUGUACUUCAACUAUACAAUCGGUCCUUUUCAGGA
Molecule: messenger RNA, 457 nt
Organism: Drosophila ananassae
Lineage: Eukaryota; Metazoa; Arthropoda; Insecta; Diptera; Drosophilidae
Product: histone H4
Exons: 2
Coding region: 94-405 (103 amino acids)
Biological process (GO): nucleosome assembly
Cellular component (GO): nucleosome
Molecular function (GO): structural constituent of chromatin; protein heterodimerization activity; DNA binding
Source: RefSeq, a predicted model, not a curated record